Messenger RNA from Perca fluviatilis (European perch), 3813 nucleotides. RefSeq lists its product as uncharacterized. Gene Ontology annotation, molecular function: proton-transporting ATP synthase activity, rotational mechanism. Lineage: Eukaryota; Metazoa; Chordata; Actinopteri; Perciformes; Percidae. Gene Ontology annotation, biological process: proton motive force-driven mitochondrial ATP synthesis. The transcript has 5 exons. The record is from RefSeq and is a predicted model, not a curated record. Bases 208 to 1893 code for a protein of 561 amino acids.
CAGCAACAGUUUUACCAUGAGUUUUACGAGCUGAAUGUGAGAACGUGUCUUAACUAAAGAAACGUUUUGAAACGUGUUUAAAAGUGACAACACUGCGUAUAAAUGUGAUAAUGGAUUAUUGUUUGACGCUGGUACAACUUUCCUGUUGUAGCUUUUUUUGGAAACAUGAUUUAACCUGAUUCCCUGGUUUUUACAGACGCAUGCAAAAUGAGUUCUGAGGUGUGCCCAUUCUGCGGGAAAACUUACAAAAGGUUGAAGAGUCACCUGCCACAUUGCAAGGCAGCAGCAAGCUCCAAAACACCUCCAACCAAACAUGAUGUCACAGUGAAUCAGACAACAUUGUCUUCUCAGUUGGCCGCGCUAUUGUCCAAACCGACUGCAAAGUCCACACAGACAUUGUCAAUAACAGCAAAUCCACUAUCAAAGAAGAGUAAAAAGAUCUCUGUGGUAUCAUCUGCACCACCAAAUGCAUCAUCGUCGUCAGAGUCAUCAUCGCUGAGUUCUGCAUCAGUUCUACCAUCAACUAAGAAGAAGAAACCGAAGCUGUCCGAACAAAUCAAGACAGCCAACAUGCCCUCCUCCACGACCAUGUCCCUCACCUCCUCCCCAUCGCUACCUCUGUCUCCCACCACCUCUAAGCCCAAAAAGCAGAGUCUACGCGCUUUGAUAGAAGCUGCAAAAUCCAAACAGGUUUCUAAGGGAUCACUGAAGGGAAGUAGAUCUGCCUCAGAGGACCUGCCUUUAGGUUCAACUCCAUUUGUGGCAGAUCCUUUCAGCUCCAGAAUUACAGCUGGGACCAAAACUAAUCCCGACAAAGACUCAAUAAAAGAUGACGCUCAUCCUGCCUUUCAGUCCACAGACACCAAACCCAAAGUUGCCUCUAAAAUGAAGGUUUCUAAGACGAAGAAGGCUGCACAAUCCCUUUCAAAAACCAAAGAUACCUCUACCUCUCUGGACUCUAAAGUAAAUGAAACUACUAGUGCAAGAGCCCAUGAUGACUUCUUGGUGGACAACGAGGGGGAAGUCGAGGAUUUAUAUGUGAAUAAGAUGCUCUUGAAAUCAGGAAGUGGUCACCUGGCCAGGAUUACCCUCCAGGAUGUUAAAGCCACGUUAGGCCGAGCUAACGGCACCCGUCAGUCCAGCAGGCCAAGCAUCCUGAGCCAGAUUGAAACUACUGAUGAUCGAAGCAGCAAAAUCAGACUUGGUACAAGUCUCAGUCCAGUUCCACUUCCAACAGGGAAUCAAGAUAGCUGUUUGGUUACGACUAAAGCUCUGUCAGAUCAGCCGCCCUGCAACACUUCACAACAUACAGAGCUACAGUCAGUUAAGAGACAAAGUUCAAAGUCUGAACAAGCAACUUUACUCUCAAAGCAACAGCUUGAACUAACCUCCCCUGCUGCUCCCCUCCUUUCUGGCCAUCUAUUGUCCCUGAAGAGCAAAGCCACAUCCCCUCCACAUACUGUCAGCAUGAAUCAGGGGCUGAAGGUGACAGGACUCCUUACGAUAUCACCAUCACUCACAAAGUUGUCUAGCCCUUUGCUGGCGGCGAGGGUGGAGACAUUGAGAGCUGAUGAUGGGUUGAAGUCGCAGCUCGAGGUCAAGAAACAACACACUGCUGAUAAUGGAACUAAAGUAGGUGCUCUGACACAGCGGAGUCUUGGACAGGUGAGACUGAGGGAGUUGCCAGAGUGGCUGGCCUGCAAAACGCCCAGCCAUCCCAAAGACGUGGUGGAAAUGGUGCAAAGAGGCUGGCAGUGGUAUUACAAGAGGUAUAUUGAUGUGAAGAAAGGUGGUGUAGGUGGAGUGGGCAUGUUGUUAGCAGGCUACUGUGUGCUCGGCUACAUCUGGAGUUACCCUCAUAUAAAGCGUGAUCGCUGGAGGAAGUACCACUAAUGUCAAGGGAAGAUGUUUGGAUAAGCGUGACUCUGUACAAGGGAACAGCAGCUUUGACAGAGGGAGGGUUCAGGACUUUUAAGACAUCCAUCUCUUAAUAAUAUCUUAUUUAUCCAGAUCCUAACAUUUCCACAGGGUUUAUGUCUGAGAAAUUGAUUGAAGUUGAUUGGCGUCAAAUCAAAAGUUAAACAAUUUAGAUAAAGCACUUAUUUGUCUGGAGAGAGCCUGGCUCUGUCCAAAGGAAACAAAAUGUACCUACCAGCACCUUUGAAGCUCACUGAUUAACCCGUUCUUAUAACUUGUUUUUCAAAUCUGUACAAUUUAAUCAGGAUACCAUGACAGUUUUUGUUUUUACACUUCAGUUUUUGGUCCAGAUUAAACAAACGAGCCAUAAUAAAGGCAAAUUGUGUUACCCUUUUGAUAGAGCCAGACUAGCUGUUUCCCUCGGUUUCCAGUCUUUAUGCUAAGCUAAGCUAAGCUAACCUGCUGCUGGCUGUAGCUUCAUAUUUAAUGGACAGUUAUGAGAGUAUGGUGUCACUACCCAAUAUGAGUCGAGUUCAGAUGUGAGUUGCGCAUGUGUCACUUUGCGACAGCCCCACACAGGUAGGCUAGACCCGUUAAUACAUCCAUGGCUAGACCAGGUUUCACGCAGAUCUGCUGUUUUGCUGUUAGCCACAGAAUAAUGAGAUAGGUACAUACAUUACAUAGCAGUAAUUUAUGAUUUAGUGUAAGGCAUCACAUUUUCACACCAUGAUCCCUGAUGGCAGUUCUAGAUUAGAGGCUGAAGUAGCCUACAAGAACCUGCUAACGAGAGACUUCUGUAAUGUCAAUACAAUAAAAAUGGACCUACAUAACGAAGUUCGUUCACUGCUGGCUACAAGUUAGCAAUCAAACACAACAAAGGCUGUCACUUGAAUGGCGUUUUGGGCUAACGUUAGCAAUCAAAUAAUCAUAGAUAGCUAAAACGUUUGCCGGAUCCGGAUCCCUUGGCGUCAUGCCCUAAAGCGUUUAAAUCUGAGCAUGUGCAACUCACAUCUGUGCUCGACUCACAUCGGGUAGUGACAAUGGUAUCUAUCAUCUUACUUAACUCUUUGCCAUGAAGGAAAUUUCUCAAAAUGUCUAACUUUUCUUUAACAACUGGAAGAGUUGUGAUUCUGAUACCAGCCGUUUCAUUCUCAACUGAUUUGCACCUGCAUAGGGCACCUGAAAUAAAAGCCUGUGGGCACUGCAUUAUUUAUUUACUAAUCUGUUUUUAUAUUAUUUAGUUUACUUUGUAUCUUGUUUUAUUUUGAGAAGGGAAAAUGUUCACAAGAGAACUACUUAAGUUUUUAAUUAGGAUUUCUAUUGUUUAGAGUCCCACUGUGUUUCCCAAGGGCUCCACUAGGUGUCAUUGUUGUGUUGUGUAACCAGAACCAAAGGGGCUGGGCAGCCAAAUGUUUGAGUUUUCUUUGCUUCUUUGUGCAGAGGCAUUGGUGCUGGGGUCCAUGAGAGGAUUAAAGGGAACCAACAGAUUUUUUAACUUGAUUAAAAUCUUACUCUGGCAGCCUAGAUGUAGAAAAAACAUGGGAAUCUAAAAUGUCCUGACUUCAGUAUCCGUGAAAAGAUCAUAUCUGUGUAGCAGAGGGUUACAAAUCUUGUUUUUCUUUUCCCUGUCACAUGAUGUUAUUAUGCAUGCUCAGUCCGUCAGUGCCAGUAUGUGAACACUCACAGAAUAGUAAUGGAGGGACGCUGAAGGAGGUUCUGAUCUGGACUGGAACAGUUUGUUAUUGUAUUCAAAAUGAAUUUAUUGUUGACUCUCCUUGCUGCUGUAGUGAACACACAUUAGCUACAAAAUGAAGAAAUGACAGUAUUUUUUGUAAUGAUUUUUCUUGACGCCGCCACUUCUUAGCCAACACAAUAAAAAACAAUUUCCUUUUUUUA